Cetraspora pellucida is the source of this 486-nucleotide messenger RNA. NCBI's taxonomy places the organism in Eukaryota, Fungi, Glomeromycota, Glomeromycetes, Diversisporales, Gigasporaceae. The record is from the annotation of a GenBank genome assembly.
AUGCCAUUUGCAUUUAAUCCAUCUGAAUACAAUAUUGCUAAAUCUCUUCACUACUUUAAAACGCUUAUUCAAUCUACUAUUAUUCACUGUUAUUGCCAAAAAUUUCAUACUCUCUUUACUUCUAAUAAUCUUAAUAUUCCACCUAAACAAGCAACUCCUUCUUCUUCUUCUCAAAAAUCUACAUAUAUGGAUAUUGAUAUUAUAUUUAAACAAGUUAGACAACUCAAAGAAACUAUCUCUCAAUUACCAAUUACAAAAACAACUACUGUUCCUCUAUUACUAUUCUCUUUGAAUUAUUUUACAACUCAACAAGGAACUUCAUCUAAUCUGACACAAAUUCCCCAAAUCCAAGCACAUUCUCAUUAUAUAUAUACUUGUAUUAUUUGUCAAAAUAAAAACAUCUUAUGUGUUUUCUUAGAAAAUAAUACACACUUACUUCUCAACAAAUCUAUUUUUAUUAUUAAAGGAUUUUCAGCAUAUUUAUAA